GAAAACAGUCACAACAGGAGUGCGGUGUGUCUGGAAUAGCAUUUUCUGAUAAAACUGUCGAACCUCUUGGUCCAGCCCUGUGUCUGUACACAUAUACAUUGAGAACUGCUAAUAAAAGAGAGCUUGCGCCGCCUGGCUCCGCUCUCGCUGCCAACAGGAGCUCUGUGCCCGCGGGUCUCUGUCUGUGUGCCCCGUUGUGUGCCCCCUGCGAGGCUCUCCAUCCAGCAGCGUGGCGGCGACCGCGCAGUCCCACGGCCAAUGAGCGCGUCCGCGACGCGAUUUAAAUCGUGGGAGAGAGCGGUGGCGCAGAGCGGAGCGAUGGCUACGAGAAAAAGCGAGGUGUUGGCGGCCGAGACCGUGUCGUGCCUGAACCGCGCGAUGGCCACGCUGCGGGACAUCUGGGAGGAAAUCGGCAUCCCCGAGGAGAUGCGCCUGGAGCGCACCGAGGUGGUGAAGAAGCACAUCAAGAACCUGUUGGACAUGAUGGUGGCCGAGGAGGAGAGCCUGAAGGAGCGUCUCCUGAAGAGCAUCGCGCUGUGUCGGAAGGAGCUGGACACCCUCUGCAGGGAGCUCCAGCUGGACCCCUUGGAGGUGGAGGAAGAAGGUACCAUUCUGCAGAUGGAGAAGAAUUUGCGCACCCACGUGGAGAUUUUGUUAAAGCAGAAGAAGGACAGGAAGCAGGAGCUGGAAACCCUGCAAGAAGAAGACCGAGACUUGUGCGACAUCCUCUGUACACCCGUGUUCCAGAUUGACAGCAACGCUGUGCCCAGUCAGGAGGACCUGGAUCGCUACAGGCGGCACUUGGCCUCACUGGUGGCCGAGAAGGAGAACAGGCACAAAGAGUUUGUCAGUGCUAAGCGGCAAAUCAUCCUCUUGAUGGAGGAGCUGGACCACGAUCCGGAGACCAGCUUUGAGCUCGACGUGGUGUACGAGUCCGAGGAAACUUUCUGCCUGUCCGCAGACAACAUCGCUGCCCUGCAGACCCUGCUGCAGCAGCUGCAGGCCCGGCGCGCGCUGAACGAAGCCGUGUGCGCGGAGCUGCGCUCCAGGAUCACUGCGCUCUGGGACAGGCUGCAGGUCCCGGACGAGGACAGAGACGCCUUCGCGGUGCACAUGACCGGGUGCAGAGCCAAGACCAGGAAAGCUCUGCAGCUGGAGGUGGAUCGUCUGGAGGAGCUGAAGCUGCAGAACAUGAAGUCUGUGAUCCAGGCGAUCCGGGCAGAACUGGCCGAGUUCUGGGACAAGUGCUUCUACAGCCAGGAGCAGAGGGAAGCCUUCAGCCCCUACUACGAUGAGGACUACACAGAGACCCUUCUUGAGCUGCACGACACUGAGGUGCUGAAGAUUAAGAACUACUAUGAAACACACAAGGAGCUGUUUGAGGCGGUGCUGAAGUGGGAGGAGAACUGGAGGCUGUUCCUGGAGCUGGAGAGGAAAGCAACUGACCCCAGUCGCUUCACCAACCGCGGGGGAAACCUGCUGAAAGAGGAGAAGCAGCGGGCGAAGCUGCAGAAGACCCUUUCCAAGCUGCAGGAGGAGCUGGAUACCCGAGUCCAGGCCUGGGAGCAGGAGCACGAGAGGACCUUCCUGGUGAAGGGGCAACAGUUCAUGGAGUACGUGAGGGGGCAGUGGGAGCUCUUCCACCAGGAGAAGGAGAAGGAGAAGCAGGAGCGGCAACUGAAGAAAAGCCGGCAGAUGGAGGCAGAGAUGCUGUACGGGAGCACCCCACGGACCCCUGUCAAGCGCCGGGUGCUCAGCCCCCACACACCUCACAAAGUGAGGAAGCUCAAUGGCACGGCCCUCUCCAACGCCACCCCCAACAGCACCAUGCGCUCAGCCUGUGGGAGAACCAUCUACCAUCUGCCAACGUCGCGGCUGCCGCCCUCCGGGGGGAAGUCUGGCCAGGCCCGGACCCCCGGCCCCCCAGCCACGAAGCCCCGGCGUCCUGGACACAAUGAGCGCAACAAGGAGAACGUGCAGCUGAACGGAACCGCCCUGAGCGGUGGGUGCAUGCCCGUAGCCCCUGCCCAGCGUAACCACAGCAUUAAUUCUGUUGCCAGCACCUAUUCUGAGUUUGCGCGCGAACUUUCAAAAGCUUCCAGGUCUGAGACCAGCCCCUGCAUCCUCAACUCCACCAUCGCCUCCUCCAUGGACGCUGACCCCGGCUCUGGCUGCUCCUCGGCAUAGUGAAUCUGCGCAGGCACAGUGUCCCGCACCUCCCAUGGUGUCCCCUGCUCCGGGGUCACCCGUUACCCUGUCCCCAAUGGGGCGCAGCCAGCCUGGCUCUCUGUGGGGCGGGGGGGUGGAAGGGACACUUUAAAAAAAACCAAACCACACAUCCUUGCUUUCCUUUGGGGAAUUUUUUUAAAAACUUACUGUUAUGCAGGGCAGGGGCGUCAAAGUGACAUUUUAAAAAGAAUAAAUAAUCUUGCUUGCUUUUGUUAGGGUGGGGGGGCACAGGCUCUGCUGCAGCCUGGCUGGGGCUGAGCGCGGGCUCUGCCGUGCUGAGUGUGCUCAGGACAGACACCCCAAUUCGGAGAGCUGCCCUCUGUGCCUUUUCUCCAGGGCUUUUCCCCUCCCUGUUGCUGUAGCUCUUGUCUAUCACGACGUUCGCUUCCAGCUGCCCUAGCAGGUUUGUUUUAGCAGGACUGGCUGCAGAUUCCCCGGGCACAGGGCUGAGGGGCUCGUCUGUGCACGGCUGUGGGGUGUGGGGGUCCCUGGGGGCAGCAGUUUGGGCUGGUGUCCCGGGGAUGGCAGCGGGGCCCCUUCCAGGAGCCCCCGCUGUGCAGUUUGUUCCUGCCCCCUCUGCCUGGCCCUGCCUGGGUGAGGACAGCGAGCCCCGUUCAACCUGCCCUGGGGACCUGUUUGCACCUUUGUUAACAAAGCUCUUGUCUGUGUCUGUCUCUGAUCAUGACUAAUUUGCACCUUGUUAUCACUACAGCCCCCCAUUUGCUGUUAUUUAUUCUCCAGGUUUUUUGUACCCUUGCUCUGUAACUCUGUAUAUACUGUUGAUGAGAAUAAAAGAUGUAUGUGUAGAUA
Molecule: messenger RNA, 3039 nt
Organism: Columba livia (rock pigeon)
Lineage: Eukaryota; Metazoa; Chordata; Aves; Columbiformes; Columbidae
Gene: PRC1
Product: protein regulator of cytokinesis 1
Exons: 15
Coding region: 259-2187 (642 amino acids)
Biological process (GO): microtubule cytoskeleton organization; mitotic spindle midzone assembly
Cellular component (GO): spindle; mitotic spindle midzone; cytoplasm
Molecular function (GO): microtubule binding
Source: RefSeq, a predicted model, not a curated record